ACAACUUUAAUCUGGUGGCGGACACAACUUUCAGAUUGUUUUAAUACGUUCCGCGUUUUUAAAGUGUGCACGGGCCGCAAGUCACGCAUAAACAUUGACCCGCCGCAUCACACAGUUUAUUCCUACACAACAAUGUGAGAAGACGAGCAACUCACUUCGUAAGGGGGCUUAGAAACCGAAGCGCGUUUUACUGGAAAAAAGUUUCCGAUUAUUGUGGCUUUUGGACGAACGGAACUCGCAUUCUCCCGGUGCGAUUCCAUGAAAUCGUGCCGCGCGUCGCUCGCCGUCGCCGCUCGACGCCUCAGCGCUGCUGGUGAUGAGGAGAAGAAAAUGGCGGCGGGAAAAGCGAGUGAACCCGAGGAGGACUCACCGCGUCUGAGCGCGCAGGAGAGCGACGCUCUCGCCCGCGUCGACAGCUCUCUGUUCGGAUAUCAGCGGCUUCAUGAAGAUGGCGCCAGCAUGAAGGCCCUGCUCGUCAAGGCUGUUUGCUGCUACGAGUCCCUGAUCCUGAAAGCUGAGGGCAAGGUGGACCCCGAGUUCUUCUGCCAGCUGGGCCACUUCAGCCUGUUGCUCGAGGAGUAUCCUAAAGCGUUAUCAGCCUACCAGCGGUACUACAGUUUACAGUCAGACUACUGGAAGAACGCUGCCUUUCUGUACGGCCUCGGGAUGGUUUACUUCCAUUACAACGCAUUUCAGUGGGCGAUCAAGGCGUUUCAGGAGGUGCUGUACAUCGACCCCGGCUUCUCUCGAGCUAAAGAGAUUCACCUGCGUCUCGGCCUGAUGUUCAAGGUCAACACGGACUACGAGUCGAGCUUAAAGCACUUUCAGCUGGCGCUCAUCGACUCCAGUCACUGCACUUUGUCUAAAGCUGAGAUUCAGUUCCACAUUGCGCAUCUGUACGAGAUUCAGAAGAGAUAUCGCACCGCUAAAGAGGCGUACGAGAGUCUCCUGCUGACCGAGGCGUUACCUGUGCAGGUGAAGGCCGCCACCUUACAGCAGCUGGGCUGGAUGCAUCAUACAGUCGAGCUGCUGGGAGAUAAAGCUAAUAAGAACAGCUACGCUAUCCAGUGUCUCCAGAAAUCCCUGGAAGCCGAUCCGAACUCUGGCCAGUCCUGGUACUUCCUCGGCAGGUGCUACUCCAGUAUUGGGAAGGUCCAGGACGCCUUCAUUUCAUACAGACAGUCCAUUGAUAAGUCUGAGGCCAGCGCGGACACGUGGUGCUCGAUCGGCGUGCUGUAUCAGCAGCAGAAUCAGCCCAUGGACGCGCUGCAGGCGUAUAUCUGCGCGGUUCAGCUGGACCACAGUCACGCCGCGGCCUGGAUGGACCUGGGCACGCUCUACGAGUCCUGCAACCAGCCGCAGGACGCCAUCAAGUGCUACGUCAACGCCACGCGCAGCAAAGCCUGCAGCAACACCGCGGCGCUCGCGGCGCGCAUCAAGUACCUGCAGGCUCAGUUCUGUAACCUCCAACACAAUAGUCUACAGAGUAAAAGUAAAAUGCUUCCUAGUAUUGAGGAAGCCUGGAGCCUCCCAAUCCCAGCAGAGCUAACGUCCCGACAGGGUGUCCAGAGCACAGGCCAGCAGGCGUGUAAACCCGGGGCGUCGGGCUCGGCUCAGGGCUCGGCUCAGUCUCUGCCGGCCCACGUGAGUCCGCUGGAUCAGGCCGACGACCCGUCCAGUCCAGCCAAGAGGAAGAGGACCAGCAGCCCUGCCAAGAGCUCCUCCGAGUCUUGGACCAACAGUGCAGCUCCGCCAGCCACUCCGAACUGGUACCUGUCUCCUCAGAAGCUGCAGUUGCUGGAACAGUUGCGAGCCAACCGUGCGAGUCUGAAGCCUGUUCAGAUGCAGAUGUUGGAUCAGUUGGAGGCUCAGCUGUCAGCCAUGCACCUGCACCAGCAACAGGUGCGUCACAACCAGCAACAGAUGAGGCAGAACUCCUCGGGCCCGAUCCGACCCUCUCUCCCCAACGGGCCCUCGGGCGUCUCCUCACUGCCUGCUCACCCUGGUCCCCGAGGCCCGGUUCCCCGCCCGUCCUGCAUCGCUCAUCCACUGUCCAACGGGCCGCUGCCUCCCAGUCCCAGUCCCGGCUCCCGCUCCGGCCCACAACCCCCUGCAGUCGGCAAUAAUCACACGCCGGGGAGCAGAGCGAACGGAGACGUGCCUUACCUGCACCCCAACGCACUACCUCACCACUGCAGGAGCCCAGGAGACCCGUGGAGGAGCCAGAACCUCAACGCCACUCAGGGGCUUCAGAAGGGUCCAGGUUCGCAUUGGGCGGGUCCUAAUGGAGACCGGACUCUCUCUUCCAGUGGUUCAGCCGACGGUGGCCCUCACAAUCAGGUUGGACAUUCCUCUACGACUCCCUCGGAGCCGGCUGUCAAUCACCAGUCCUCCUCGUCCUCGUCCUCUUCCUCAUGGCUAACGGCUACCUCAGGUGUUCCCCACGGCACCGGCCCGACCAAAGAGAGCAACGGCUCCACUGCCACCCAGCACCACAGUCCCGGUUCCAGGUCUAGGCCCGGCUCUCCGGCACACGAUCCGCAGCUCGGGGGGAAGGAGAUUCCCGCCGUUAACUCGCGGCUAAACCACGUUCACCCCGGCUCCACGCUAACGGCUCCGGGCAGCUCCACCGCCUCCUCGCCCGCCUCCGCCCUGUCCGCAUCAUCACCGUCACCCGUGGAGCCCUCGGCCAGCCUUAACAAGCCCGGCUCCACCGUCACCGUUAACGGAAGUGGAGGAGGAGCGUGUUCGGAAGACUCUCGAAGCCCAGUGAAGCUGGAGCCGCUAAAGCUAGAGCCGCCGGAGCUGUGCGCUAAAGCACCUCACAGACCCACGCUCUCGUCCUCCACCGUCUCCAUUUACCCCACAUCCGCUGACGUCCUCAAGGCCUGCAGAAAUCUUGGAAAGAACGGUGUGUCAAGCAGCCGAAUCCUGUUGAACAAAUGCCCUCCUCCUCGCCUCCCUCCUCCACCUGCUCCUCCUCUGGAUAAAGACAAGCUCAAUCCUCCCACUCCCAGCAUCUACUUGGAGAAUAAGAGAGACGCCUUCUUCCCGCCACUGCACCAGUUCUGCACAAACCAGUCCAACCCAGUGACCGUCAUACGGGGCCUAGCAGGAGCCCUCAAACUGGAUCUGGGCCUGUUCUCCACGAAGACGCUGGUGGAGGCGAACCCGGAGCACCUGGUGGAGGUGCGCACUCAGCUGUGCCAGCCGGCCGACGAGAACUGGGACUCCAGCGGGCAGAGGAAGCAGUGGCGCUGCGAGGGCACCCGGUCCUACACCACCAUCGCCAAAUACGCCCAGUACCAGGCCUCGUCCUUCCAGGAGUCCCUGAGGGAAGAGAAUGAGAAGAAGGGGCAGAAGGAGCUGUCGGACUCUGAAAUCACGUCAUCGGAAACUGUUUCUAGGAGCCGCAAAGCUCCUUUCAAACAAGUCAAGUUUGGGACCAACAUCGACGUCUCGGAUGAAAAGAAGUGGAAACUGCAGCUGCAGGAACUCAGUAAACUGCCUGCGUUCGCUCGAGUCGUGUCCGCCGGGAACCUGCUCAGUCACGUGGGCCACAGCAUUCUGGGAAUGAACACGGUCCAGCUCUUCAUGAAGGUCCCGGGCAGCAGAACUCCAGGGCAUCAGGAGCACAAUAACUUCUGUGCCGUGAACAUCAACAUCGGGCCGGGCGACUGCGAGUGGUUUGCCGUGCCGGAGCCGUACUGGGGAGUGAUGAGCGAGUUCUGUGAGAAGAACAACAUCAACUUCCUGAAGGGCUCGUGGUGGCCGAACCUGGAGGACCUGUACGAGGCGAACGUGCCGGUGUACCGCUUCAUCCAGCGGCCCGGAGACCUGGUGUGGCUGAACACGGGAACGGUGCACUGGGUCCAGGCCAUCGGCUGGUGCAACAACAUCUCCUGGAACGUGGGCCCUCUGUCAGCCUAUCAGUACAAGCUGGCCGUCGAACGCUACGAGUGGAACAAACUCCAGAGCGUCAAAUCUAUGGUUCCCAUGGUGCAUCUGUCCUGGAACAUGGCGAGGAACAUUAAAGUGUCCGACCUCAAGCUGUUUGAGAUGAUCAAGUUCUGUUUGCUGCGGACGCUCAAACAGUGUCAGGCCAUUAAAGAGGCGCUGGUGGCUGCUGGGAAGGAGACGAUCUGGCACAGACGAGGCCGAGACGAGCCGGCGCAUUACUGCAGCAUCUGUGAGGUGGAGGUGUUUAACCUUCUGUUCGUGACAAGCGACAGCUACGCCCGCCGCUCCUCCGUGGUUCACUGUCAGGCCUGCGCUCGGAAGGGCAGUGGAGAGCUGGAGGGGUUCGUGGUGUUGGAGCAGCACCGGAUGGACGACCUCAUGCAGGUUUACGACCAGUUCUCUUUAGCUCCUGCUCUUCAUUCGUCUUCAUCUUGACAUUAAGAUGCUCUACAUGUGGAUAUCACAUUACAGGAACUCUAUAAACGGACCGUUUCUGAUAUUCAGGACAGUGGUGUCGUCUCUGGCGAGCACACGGGACCGUCGACUCCAGCGGCUGUGUGUGUCUAUGCAACCGGUCUAUAACUGCAGUGUGUGGUUAUGGCCUGCAGGGGGCGGUCUAUAACUGCAGUGUGUGGUUAUGGCCUGCAGGGG
Messenger RNA from Rhinichthys klamathensis goyatoka, 4611 nucleotides. RefSeq names its product lysine (K)-specific demethylase 6A, like (gene kdm6al). Gene Ontology annotation, biological process: regulation of gene expression; heart development. The transcript has 30 exons. The coding region runs from base 259 to 4395 and encodes 1378 amino acids. Gene Ontology annotation, molecular function: histone H3K27me2/H3K27me3 demethylase activity; RNA polymerase II cis-regulatory region sequence-specific DNA binding; protein binding. NCBI's taxonomy places the organism in Eukaryota, Metazoa, Chordata, Actinopteri, Cypriniformes, Leuciscidae. Gene Ontology annotation, cellular component: MLL3/4 complex. The record is from RefSeq and is a predicted model, not a curated record.